Messenger RNA from Monosiga brevicollis MX1, 903 nucleotides. RefSeq lists its product as uncharacterized. Gene Ontology annotation, cellular component: cytoplasm. Lineage: Eukaryota; Choanoflagellata; Craspedida; Salpingoecidae. The record is from RefSeq and is a predicted model, not a curated record. The transcript has a single exon. Gene Ontology annotation, biological process: regulation of translational fidelity. Gene Ontology annotation, molecular function: nucleotidyltransferase activity; double-stranded RNA binding; tRNA binding. The coding region runs from base 1 to 903 and encodes 300 amino acids.
AUGGCUGCCUCCACCAAGGUGGAACUGGCACCGGUGCUCACGCGCGUGCUGGCUCGCCGUCUCAAGCAUCCGAAUCGGGCCGCGAGCGGCGAGGUCAAGCCGUUGGCAGACGAAGAGCCGUUGUUCGAGCUGCUUCCCUUGCCGGAGAAAUCCCCGGCCGAGUGUCAGAGCGAGGGCGGUAAAUGCCAGGAUGGAAGUGCCCCGGCCAAGACUGUGAAGCGCCCUGCCGUCAACGCCGCCCUGAUUGUGCGGGACCACGUGGUGCCAGCCUUGCAACGGGAGGCAGUUGUAGCUCUGCCCACCGACACCAUCUAUGGCAUUGCGGCCGUCGCACAAUCGGCAACGGCCGUGCAAAAGUUAUAUGACAUCAAGGAACGAGACCCUGCCAAACCCAUUGCCAUUUGUGUGCCGAAAGUUGCCGACGUCUACACUUACGCGCAUGUGACGGUCCCAGACGACGUCCUGCACCAGCUCCUGCCUGGGGCUGUCACCGUCGUCUUCAAGCGCAAACCUGCACUCAACCCCCUUCUGAACCCCGAUACCGAUCUCAUUGGUAUUCGCGUCACCAAUCACAGCCUGACACAGGCCAUUGUCGCAGGUCUACAAGCGCCCAUCGCGCUCACCAGCGCCAACAAGGCCGGGGCGGCCUCCUGCGUGCAGGCCGAUGAAUUUGAGCACCUAUGGCCUGCCCUCGGCUGCGUUGUGGAUGGCGGUCGCUUGGGCACGGGCAGUCGGCUUGGCUCUACGGUGGUUGAUCUUUCCAAGCCCCAGACCUUUGCAUUGCUGCGUGAUGGUGAUGCGGAACAACACGUGGUCGAUGUGCUCACGGCUGCCGGCUGGCACCGCGAAGGCGACAAGACACUGGAAAAGCGCAAUGAUUCUACCGCACCUACAACUUCCUGA